GGCUCCAUUUGUUCCAUUUGUCAAAAGGUAGCAGCCAAUAUUCCAUUUGACUAUACUCUCUUCUUCACCUAAUUCCCUUUCUUCUAACUCCUAAUAAACCUCCAAAUACACACAUCAAACUUUAUCAAUCGGUGCAGAAAUGGGGGCAGGACGUGAAGUUGUAAUUUCGUUGGAUGGAGUUAGGGACAAGAACAUUAUGCAACUCAAGAAAAUCAACACUGCUAUUUUCCCUGUACGCUAUAACGAUAAGUAUUACACUGAUGCUAUUGCCUCUGGUGAUUUCACCAAGCUAGCAUAUUACAGUGAUAUCUGUGUAGGUGCAAUUGCAUGUCGCCUUGAGAAGAAGGAGGGUGGGACUGUUAGUGUUUACAUAAUGACUCUGGGUGUUUUGGCUCCAUAUCGUGGGUUAGGUACUGGCACAAAGCUGUUGAAUCAUGUUCUCGAUCUUUGUGCCAAGCAGAACGUUAAUGAGAUUUAUUUGCAUGUGCACACAACUAAUGAAGAUGCCAUCAAUUUCUAUAAGAAAUUUGGAUUCGAGGUUACAGAUAAAAUCCAAAACUAUUAUACAAACAUUACCCCACCAGACUGUUUUGUCCUGAAGAAGUUCAUCACUCAAACAAAGAAAUAGACAUUGUGAGCUAUUUGGUUGAGUCUUGGUCAAGCCUUCACAGUAUCUUGAGGUUCUGAGCCUUCUGGUUCUAGUUUUUGCUAUUUAUGGGUAAUGUACCCUCAUUGAAUUAUCACCAGGUUCCCCCCUUCGUUUAGAAAAUUAUCUUAAUCUGCAACAAAAUGACAGUUGAAUGAUUUCCCUGUAAUAGAAAUAGUUCAGUGCAAUGCAAACAUUUUGGUCA
Messenger RNA from Lycium barbarum (goji berry), 851 nucleotides. RefSeq lists its product as uncharacterized. NCBI's taxonomy places the organism in Eukaryota, Viridiplantae, Streptophyta, Magnoliopsida, Solanales, Solanaceae. Gene Ontology annotation, cellular component: NatA complex; cytoplasm. The coding region runs from base 140 to 628 and encodes 162 amino acids. Gene Ontology annotation, molecular function: N-acetyltransferase activity. Gene Ontology annotation, biological process: mitotic sister chromatid cohesion. The transcript is spliced from 3 exons. The record is from RefSeq and is a predicted model, not a curated record.